AUGUCUGUCGCAACACGAACACCGCCAACGGCGAUGCCCCCAGUGCCAAACCGGGAGGACCUUGAUGCAACAUGGAAGUACCUCGAGGCCGGCGUCUCCAAGAUCAUGAGCAACCUCCAGGAGGGUAUGGAUAUGAACACAUACAUGGGAGUCUACACAGCUGUUCACAACUUCUGCACGUCACAAAAGGCCGUCAGUAAUAGUAAUCAUGGUGUUAUUGGAGGCGCCCACCGUGGAGCACACCUUCUUGGAGAAGAUCUCUACGCAAACCUUAUCACUUACCUCAACGGAUACCUACGGGAACUCGUUGCCCAAUCGAAGACCCACGCUGACGAAGCUCUCCUCAGCUUUUAUAUUCGAGAAUGGGACCGCUAUACAACUGCUGCGAAAUACAUUAACCAUUUGUUCCGAUACCUCAAUCGACAUUGGGUAAAGCGGGAGAUGGACGAGGGGAAGAAGAACAUCUACGAUGUCUACACACUGCACCUGGUUCAAUGGCGAUUGACUCUCUUCAGCGAGGUUCACGAGAAGGUUAUGGAAGCCGUCUUGAAGAUGGUGGAGAAGCAACGUCAUGGCGAGACCAUCGAACACAGCCAGAUCAAGAGCAUCGUGGACUCGUUUGUCUCACUUGGCUUAGAUGAGGCAGAUCCUACCAAGUCUACCCUCGAUGUCUACCGAUUCAACUUUGAGAGACCGUUCUUAGAUGCUACGAAGGCCUUCUACCAAGCCGAAUCGAAGCAAUUCGUUGCAGAGAACAGCAUCGUUGAGUAUAUGAAGAAGGCCGAGAUCCGAUUGCAGGAGGAGGAAGAGCGUGUCAACAUGUACCUCCAUGCAGACAUUAUCAUACCUCUGAAGAAAUGCUGCAAUACUGCGCUUAUCGCCGACCACUCCGCCAUCCUUCGAGACGAGUUCCAGGUUCUGUUGGACAACGACCGCCAAGAUGACAUGCAACGAAUGUACAAUCUUCUGUCAAGAAUCCCCGAUGGUCUCGACCCUCUCCGUACCAAAUUCGAGGCCCACGUCCGAAAAGCUGGUUUGGCCGCUGUUGCUAAGGUUGCAGUUGAUGCCGAAAAGUUAGAGCCCAAGGUCUACGUUGAUGCCCUUCUCGAGAUCCACACGCAAUACCAAGGUCUGGUUAAGCAAGCAUUCAAGGAUGAACCGGAAUUUACACGAUCCCUUGACAAUGCAUGCAGAGAGUUUGUCAACAGAAACCAGGUUUGCAAGUCAGGAUCAAACAAGUCGCCCGAGUUGCUUGCCAAGUACACCGAUACCUUACUCAAGAAGAGUGCAAGCGGUGCUGAGGAGAGUGAUCUUGAGAACACCUUGACACAGAUCAUGACUGUUUUCAAGUAUAUCGAGGACAAGGAUGUUUUCCAGAAGUUCUACUCAAGAAUGUUGGCUCGUAGAUUGGUUCACACCAACUCUUCGUCAGAUGAUGCUGAGACCAGCAUGAUCAGCAAAUUGAAGGAGGCCUGCGGCUACGAGUACACCAACAAGCUGCAGCGUAUGUUCCAGGACAUCCAAAUCUCUAAGGAUUUAAACAGCGGUUUCAAGGAAUUUGAGUCCAAGCUGCUUGAGCCAGGAGAUGACAAGCCAGUCGAUGCUAGUUACGCCAUCUUAGGUACCGGCUUCUGGCCUCUGAACCCGCCCAACACCGAUUUCACCCCACCUGCCGAGAUUGCUAAGGCUUACGAGCGCUUCCAAUCCUUCUACGGGCAGAAGCACAGUGGUCGAAAGCUUACUUGGCUGUGGCAACUGUGCAAGGGUGAGGUUCGAGCCAACUACUGCAGAAACACGAAGACCCCGUACACCUUCCAAGUUUCGACAUAUCAAAUGGCUAUCCUACUCCUCUUCAACGAGAAUGACAAGAACAGUUAUGAGGAUAUCGUCAAGGCCACUCAAUUGCAAGCUGAUGUUCUUGACCCAGCCCUUGGUAUCUUUGUCAAGGCCAAGGUUUUGAACAUGACUAAUCUUGAUGGCACGCCCGUUGGGAAGGACGAGGCGGAGAAGCCUGGCACAAACAAGACCUUCUCUCUGAACUAUGACUUCAAGAGCAAGAAGAUCCGUGUCAACUUGAACAUUGCAGUCAAGUCUGAGCAGAAGCAAGAGGUUGACGAUACUCACAAGACCAUUGAGGAGGACAGAAAGCUUCUUAUGCAGUCCGCCAUUGUCCGUAUCAUGAAGGCCAGAAAGAAGAUGAAGCACACCCAGCUCGUCUCCGAGACCAUCAACCAAAUCCGUUCCCGCUUCGUCCCCAAGAUUCCCGAUAUCAAGAAGUGCAUUGACAUCUUGUUAGAGAAGGAGUACUUGGAGCGGCUCGACGAUGAUGAACUUGGUUACCUUGCAUAA
Messenger RNA from Hyaloscypha bicolor E, 2349 nucleotides. RefSeq names its product Cullin-domain-containing protein. Bases 1 to 2349 code for a protein of 782 amino acids. NCBI's taxonomy places the organism in Eukaryota, Fungi, Ascomycota, Leotiomycetes, Helotiales, Hyaloscyphaceae. The transcript is spliced from 6 exons. Gene Ontology annotation, molecular function: ubiquitin protein ligase binding. Gene Ontology annotation, biological process: SCF-dependent proteasomal ubiquitin-dependent protein catabolic process; protein ubiquitination. The record is from RefSeq and is a predicted model, not a curated record. Gene Ontology annotation, cellular component: SCF ubiquitin ligase complex.